AUGUUGACCGCAUCAUCCAGCAAAGCUGUAGGAGAGCCUGUUGGAUCAGGGACUACAAGACGGCGUCCAAACGACGACGAUCUCGAAGCCGGCAUUAUCACAGACGGACAGAACGAUAUUGCCAAGAACGAGCACGGCGAUCGGAUUACCAUAGGCGUUUCAGGACGGAAACGAUUUCAGAAAAUCUGGGCACGAAAGUCAAAGGCAGGACGCAAAACAACACAGCAAUACCAAGUACAAAACGAUGCACCACCAGCAAAUCAGACACUGUCUAUUCUUCCUACACAGGAAGAAAUCGAUUCGAGAGCUGAAACUAUUGAAUAUUUAGUAGUAGGAUUGGUUCUCGCCGACAACCCGCUCAAGUACAGCACGAAAGCUACUGGUCAAUCUAGAGACAAGGUGCGAGAAAGCCAACGUGCUGCAAGAGGAGUUCUUCCGCCAUACAAUAACGUCUUGAGGGCACUCGUACCAACUACAGACAAUAUUUCAUCAGGAAGCAUUAAGUAUUACGUUUCAUGCCAUGAAUUACAUGGCUUGUGUAAUAUACGGACGAUCCCAGGCGAGGCUAUCUUCUACUUUCAGGAGAUAUGGGACGACGUUGCGGACGGUCUCACUGUCAAAGACAGACGUUCGCAGUUGGGACUCGCGUGCAAGAAGCAUGCAGCUCGCGACAAAAGACCACCCCAGAGAGCUCUGAUUCCUAUAUCUGCCAAUAAUUCGACGCCGUCCAAUCUGAUUUCGAUUACGCCAAUAGUCAACGCUGCUAAUAUCCUCAUGAUACAGUAUUCGUUAUACUCUAUGUCAAAGCAGCCUUCUGCACUUGCUGCAUUGCAGACUACGUUGGAGAAUAUCCUCCCGGAUCUUCGUAGUAAGCCGGACAACGAAGGAAUACUUUCUUUCUACACCUUUGACGAGGACUUGGAGCAAGAGGAGGCUGAGAAAGCAGUAAAUGCUAUUAAGGUUAUGUACCCGGGAAUGAUCGAACUUGAUCCAAAAUUAGUGGUCGAACUACAUGCAGCUCUUCGGCGCACUAAUCUCGGCGGUGAAUUGCCCUAUCAAAGUCUAAAACUCUUUCUUCUGUGGGGCCAUGACCGUGCCGUAGCAGGUUGGAAGCCAAAGCAAUUGGACGAGGUCGUGAAAGGUAUCAUUCACGAUAUUAGAAUUCGUAACCAGGACGAUGAGAUCUCUGCAACUCGGACAGUGUCCGAGUCAGCCGACACAGUAUCUGAUCUCAGAUCGUUCAUUUCAGGGUUGAAGGCUGCCUUGCAAGAAAUAGUCGACUAUUUCAAAGCACAAGCAAAAGCUAUGCGGGAGCAGCACGGAGGAGUCACCACUCAUGCGUCGAUGGACGAAUUGAUGACUAAGAUCGGCAAUUGUGUUGAUAAGACGGCUCUUAAGGUUCUCGAGGAGCAGGUGAUGGCCAUUCACGCCGAGCAAUUGGCAACCGGAAACAGCAAUGGGGUCGGCUAUAUUGAGAUUUGCAUCGCUCACAUUGAUCAAGCCCUUGCUAACACCGCUAUCCCCGCUUGA
Molecule: messenger RNA, 1530 nt
Organism: Venustampulla echinocandica
Lineage: Eukaryota; Fungi; Ascomycota; Leotiomycetes; Helotiales; Pleuroascaceae
Exons: 2
Coding region: 1-1530 (509 amino acids)
Source: RefSeq, a predicted model, not a curated record